This is a messenger RNA of Austrofundulus limnaeus, 1048 nucleotides long. Its product is annotated as granulocyte-macrophage colony-stimulating factor receptor subunit alpha. Gene Ontology annotation, cellular component: external side of plasma membrane. Gene Ontology annotation, molecular function: protein binding; cytokine receptor activity. Gene Ontology annotation, biological process: cytokine-mediated signaling pathway. Lineage: Eukaryota; Metazoa; Chordata; Actinopteri; Cyprinodontiformes; Rivulidae. The record is from RefSeq and is a predicted model, not a curated record.
GUUAUGGUUUGAAGCAGUUUCCUGCUCUUCCAAUGUUUCUGUACAGUUUCCUGAUUUUGUUGGCUUCACAAAGCGCAAGUACCGAGGACAUUUCAAUGGUCUGUCAUGGAUCAGAUGAAGUUUUGGUGCAGGAUCCAGACCGAACUGUUACCCUAGAAAGGACUGAACUCGAGGAAACCUUCACCUGCCUCUUGUACCCAACGCAUAUAAUGAACUGUUCCUGGUUAUUCCACACUUUGGAGAAGGAUACCCAACUCUCUGUUUAUAUCAGUGAAUGUAAAGAUGACGAACUGGUUUAUUUUAAAAAUCACACCUCUGUGGAAAACGAAGGGUCAAGGUCUUGGAGAUUCGAUGAAGAUGAGAAAAAUCACAUAGUCGUGGUCUUUAACAUGUCCCGGCAUGACAAGUGGAAAGUUUAUGCCACCAAGUACGAAAUGGACGAACUAAGGCUCCUGCCUCCACCAUCAAACAUCAAUGCUUCAAUUAAAGAUGGAAACCUUUUUGUAGCAUGGAAUCUACCAAAGACAAAAACUACUCAAAACCCCGCCUGCUUUGAUUACCAGCUGGAUGUAGGUGGGAUGGAAACACUGACAGACUUGAGUGCCGUUUUGCAUUUUACGAAGCCAAAAACAGUUCCCACCCACACCUACAGGGUUAGAAUGAGGACAAAAGUGAGACGUGUGUGCAGUGGAUGUGGACAUUGGAGUGAGUGGAGUCCCACAGUCAUUGUGGAGCAGUCACCAUACACGGUUGACCCCUUGGUGAUCCUCGCAGUGUCACUUGGAAUACCCAUGAUGCUCCUUGCUGUGCUGCUGCUGGUGCGCCAUCAGAGGUUGAUCAAAAUCCUCUUUCCUCCAAUUCCUCGCCCUCCACUAGAGUACAAACAUUUCCUGGAAAGAAACGACCCGCUCAGUUUCUUCCAUCCUGCUCCACCAGCAAGGCACGAGGAAGAAAUCACUGAAGUGGAGGAUGCAGAGCUGAACCCAGAGAAGACAUUUUAAAUACAGCACAAGAUGGAGACAUGCAGGUUCUGCCAGUCAUUUAUAUA